Dryobates pubescens (Downy woodpecker) is the source of this 978-nucleotide messenger RNA. RefSeq names its product olfactory receptor 1509. Gene Ontology annotation, cellular component: membrane. The record is from RefSeq and is a predicted model, not a curated record. Gene Ontology annotation, molecular function: olfactory receptor activity; G protein-coupled receptor activity. Lineage: Eukaryota; Metazoa; Chordata; Aves; Piciformes; Picidae. Gene Ontology annotation, biological process: G protein-coupled receptor signaling pathway. The transcript has a single exon.
AUGAUGGCACUGGGAAACUUCUCCAGGGUGACUGAAUUCAUCCUCCUGGGGUUUUCUGAUAGAAAGGAGCUGCAAGUCCUCUUCUUCACCACCUUCUUGCUGGCCUAUGUCCUGGUUCUGCUGAGUAACAUUCUCAUCAUUGUGACAGUCUGGACUGACCCCAAGCUGUCCUCACCAAUGUACUUUCUCCUCUGCAAUUUGUCUUUCAUAGACAUCUGCUGCACCUCUGUCAUCUCUCCCAGGAUGAUGGUGGGCCUGCUCACCCAGAGGAAGACCAUUGUGUUUGAAGCCUGCAUAGCCCAGCUGUUCUUCCUGCAUUUCACUGGAGCAUCGGAGAUGUUCCUCCUGACCGUGAUGGCCUAUGACCGCUACGCUGCCAUCUGCAAGCCCCUGCACUACACAACCAUCAUGAGCAGGAGGAUGUGCUGGGCCCUGGUGUCUGCUUGCUGGGCAGGAGGCUUCCUCCACUCCCUUGUCCAUACACUGCUCACAGUCCAGCUGCCCUUCUGUGGCCCUAACACGAUCGACAGCUACUUCUGUGACGUGCCUCUGGUCAUUCAGCUGGCCUGCACAGACAUCUCUGGCUCUGAGCUGCUCAUUGCUUCCAACAGUGGCUUAAUAUCCCUGGUGUGCUUCCUGGUGCUGGUCACAUCUUACAUCUUCAUCCUGGUCACAGUCAGGGUUCGCUUCAAUGAGGGAUACUGGAAGGUGAUCUCCACCUGUGGUUCACACUUGGUGGUGGUCACCCUCCUCUUUGUACCCUGCAUCCUCAUGUAUCUCCACCCCUCUUCUGCCUUCUCCACCAACAGGCACAUCUGUAUGUCCUACACUAUCUUCUCCCCAAUGAUGAACCCCCUCAUCUAUACCAUGAGGAAUAAGGAGGUGAAGGCAUCCAUGUGCAAGCUGUGGAAGCGCUGCAGAGGCUCCUGAGGCAAGCUGGGUCUGCAGCAAACCUGCAGUCAUUUUUCUACAGACUAA